Penicillium samsonianum is the source of this 612-nucleotide messenger RNA. RefSeq lists its product as uncharacterized. The coding region runs from base 1 to 612 and encodes 203 amino acids. The transcript is spliced from 2 exons. Lineage: Eukaryota; Fungi; Ascomycota; Eurotiomycetes; Eurotiales; Aspergillaceae. The record is from RefSeq and is a predicted model, not a curated record.
AUGCAAGGCAGACACUGGUUUGACCCUUACUAUGAUGGUUCCAACUUCGCCCUCGGGGACUCGGCAUUUAUUGCAACAGAAACUCUUGCUGCACUAUUCAUAUUCCAGCUACUUUGUGAAGAAGAGACGAAGCCUGUUGACGCCGUACACCAUGUGGGCGGCCUGCUUAUUAUUCUGGGGUAUCCAGCUUGGACAGUCAGCCUGCCUGUCGGUUCGUCGUUUACUCUUGUCGAAGCGAAGGCGAUGGCUGAGAUCUGUCUAUUGUGGGUAUUAUUCUCUGACGCAUACGGAGCUGCAAAAAAUACGAGUCAUAUCCUGCGACGAUGUCUCCAACCUGCGAGUGCCGCAAUCGGCUGGCUUUACUUCUUCGCGUUCUACAGUAUCUUACUGAGUACAGCACUGGAGGCAAUAUCCGUCCUUUAUGCGACAUCUCUGAGUUGGGACAAGCUGUCGACAUUUUACAAACUGGUCAUUUUUGUCCUUCAGGGGUUGUUCACGUUGGCCAAAUCCCGAACCAUCCUGCCCUUUUAUACCAUGUACAGGAAGCAAAAAGCAAAACACUUGGGGAGUGCUACUACGGGCAUGUCGAAUCCGAUCAGUUUGCUACCCUGA